Neospora caninum is the source of this 3501-nucleotide messenger RNA. RefSeq lists its product as hypothetical. The transcript is spliced from 7 exons. NCBI's taxonomy places the organism in Eukaryota, Apicomplexa, Conoidasida, Eucoccidiorida, Sarcocystidae. The record is from RefSeq and is a predicted model, not a curated record. The coding region runs from base 1 to 3501 and encodes 1166 amino acids.
AUGACAGCCGGAGACGUCCUCGCCUCUCCCGAGGAAGAGAAGGACGACGCCACAGACGCCGACGCAAAACCGACACGGGGCGCCGAGGCAACUGAACUUCUUCAGAGGCGGCCAGACGCGUCGCCGGAUCCGGCUGUGGCGACAUCUGUUUCAUGCCUGAUGGACGCGAGUCUGAAAAGUGAAGAGACUCGGGCGCAGUGGCUGCUCGGGACCUUCCGAGCCGACGCGGCCGGCUUGGCCGCCGCUGUCGGGGAUGAUAAAAAGAGUCUGAUUGCCCUCUUCCGCGCGACUGCACUGCACAGGCUAACCCGCCAGAGAUGGCUGCUGAAGCCUCUGAAGGCGAAAAUCAUUCAAAACAUCGAGAGCUUCCACGUGGACGAAAUUGCGUGUCUGGCCCGCGCCAUGCAUCAGGUUGGGUACCUCAGAACGGAUUUCCUGUACGCGGCGUCGACGGCGAUAGCGAAGAACGCACAGGUGGCGUCGCCGGCGAGUUGCUGUUUGCUUCUCGAGGCCUUCGCUGCCCACAGGCUGCAGUCAGAACAAGCAGUACGAGCUCUCUGUGGGCAGCUGCGGCACCACGCCAUACGGGGGCUUGCGCCGCCGCAGCUGGCCAGCGUCAUCAGCAGCCUGGCGCGCCUGAACGUCAGGAACGCCCAGCUUCUGGCAACCGCCAGCAGCAGGCUGUUGUGUCUGUGGAGCAAUCCAUGCGCGGCCUCAGAGUCCGGAAGAGAAGCACCGGCGCCCCUUGGCCGCGCUGACGGUCUCGCGCGCCCCACACGGGCGACAAAACCCGAACGCAGGUUUUUCCCCCACGACGUCGCACAAGUCAUUUAUGGGCUGACAAAGCUCCAGUGCAACCACCCGUUAAUGGCGUUCGUGCUGCGCGACAUCUUACCGCAAGUUGUUGGCCGCAUGCACUCUCACCAGCUGACAAUCACUGCUGUGGCGAUUCAACGACUGCGAGAGCACUCACGCGCGGUAGAUUGCAAGUCUGGCGGGACGUGGCCGAGCGACGCCCGAACGGCGGCUGAGCCCCACGUUUCAGGCGAACGGAUGCGAGGCGUCGACUGUCCCGGUGGUACCGAAAAGCAGCGGACACUUGAGCUACUUCAAGACAGCGCAUUUGGUCUCGUGGUGAACGAGGUCGCAAAACGCCUUCCGCAAUUUAAAGCCGAAUCGAUCUGCAUGGUUUUACGCGCUUGCGCGGCAUUGGGUGUUAAGGAUAACCGGCUAAUCGCCCGGCUGGUUGUCCAACUGCCGCGGCUUCUCUCAACCUUCGAUCCCGACGACGUCGUAGUCCUGACCGACUCACUGGCUCGACUGGGUCUGCACAGCGGCGCGAGCGUGGACCUCAUUAUUCUUCACGUCCGGCAAAAUAGCAAUCGCUAUAAGCAGCGUCAUCUGCAAGAUCUUCUUUUCAGUUUUUCCAGGGAAGGCAUCGUUGUUGCUGAAUAUCUUCAGCUGUACGCCAGCAGCACGGACUUCUCUCGGCUCGCCCACUCCCAAGCCUUGAUCGCGGUUGCCUGUGCGCUGACAGACUGCGGCUUUCGGAAUUCUGUCGUCGUCCGCAGCAUGUCCAACGAGCUUCGAGCACUGCUGCCGGUGUUAUCACUAGAUGAUCUUAGCAACGUCCACGCAGCCUUUGUUCUCCUAGGCGUGGGGGACUAUGGUAUCGACCUUCACGAAAUCGUGGAACAUCUCUCGCAAAGGCUGCGCAGUGGCGUGCACAACAGCGCUGAAGAGAGAGGAUGUCUAGGCACAAGACCGCUCGUAGACGCUUCGCCGGCUUUUCCGUCCAUGGAAAGGAAGAACGACGUUGCUAUAGAUUCUCCUCUCGGCCCGGAACCAGGAUCUACGGACUGCGUGGCUUUCUCUCCUGCAUGCACUCCACAGACACUGUCUCUUUCGGCAGCGCUGAAUUUAACCAUUUCUCUUUUACUAGUUGAGGGAGGGAGUGGCAGAAGUGAUGGCCGGCGUUUCAGGGAACAGGAGAAGAUGCAGCGUGAACGGCAUGAAGCCGAUUUGGAAUGUCUUCGUGAGGGGGGUAUCAGACUUCCUCUAGACCCCGUUCUCCUGUCAAGCGAUAUUGCCGUCUUCUGUGAGCAACUUCGGUCCCAAUCAUCGGGCGACGCCUCCGAGUCGUCCCUUUCCGCCCCGGGAAAGGAUGCUCCUUCCUCUUCCUUUCUGUCUGUGGAAGAACAGCGGAAACUGGCGCUCCUCCGAGCUGCCCUGCGGCUUCAUUUCGAGAAUGACCAUGCACGACACCUCGACGGUCGCCGUGACGAAAGGGUAGCACUGGCCAUGCAGGUCGUCGAAAGGUUAUCCAACGUGGUCCCCUCAGUGGUGAGGCAGCCGGCAGCAAUUCCUUUCCGCCUGCAGUCAACCGUGUCGUGCACGUCCCCGCUCCGUGUUCGACUCGGGAUCGGUCGGACGCUGCGGCCUGGCGACGAAGGGAAGAGCCUUCCGGACCUCUUUUCCCGUUUCCCGUCUGCAGGGGACAACCCUGCGGUGGGGCAGCCCGACAGGAGCGCCUCAGCUGAGGCGUGUCGGGGGUCCGCUGUCGCCGGUCAUCGCCAGUCAAGCACAACGAGAGCCGCGGAAGAAAGCAAGGCUUCUGAACUGCAGUCGAGGGCUCUGAGGAAGGUGCCUGGUCUUCACGUCCCAUUUUUGGAGUCGGGCAAGGAACUGGACUGCGAGUCUUCUUCCGCUUUCGCAUCCGAGAGGCCGAAGGCGCCGCUCGAGCCGAGGACGGAAUUCCCCUGCCCGUACAGAAGCCUGUCCUUCAUCGAACGGAGCACCCAGUCAGGCUUGGCGGCUGUCCAGAGCGUCCUGCAGGAGUUCUUCGGCGUUGGUAGCACCAUUGUGGACGCGUGUGGAGGCUUCUUCCCAGGGAACCAGACCACCCGCAGCAGUCACCCCUUGGCGCCGAGGGCCGCCCACGCCCAGAGAACCGCCGAGUCUCACACCAGCGACAGCUGUACUUCCAGGGACAAAAAAAACGCACAGAGAGAAAACCCACGGAGGGACGCGUCGACGAAGGCAGGCGACUGCUCGCCAACGGGCGCGGGCGAGCAGUCACUGGCAGCGAGACAAAAUCCGUACACCGGGUAUCUUUAUCUGGGACCGGAGGAGACCCAACGCCUGGAGGCCGCGUUUCACAGCGCGACUUCCUUCUCUUCUUCACUGCGUGUCCAGAACCGGAAACGCCAAGCGGUAAAAGAGCAGCCUGACGCCUGCACAGAGAGGCCAGUCCAGCCAAACAGCGCCGUCCCUUCGCCCGUCCCGAGGCCGUCCCCCAACGGCGUCAUUCUCCUGUGGGGAGACGCGCAGCAUUUCUGGCACGGCGGCCCAAGGAAGCGCGACGCACUGGGAAGAUCUUCACGCAACCCUGGCGGGAGUGAACAGAGAGCCGACAAGCAGGUUGACGUCGUCACUCGCGCUUCAUCCAACGAAUAUGCAGUAACGCCGCACCGAGUUUUUGAAAACAGCUUCUUCGUCUGA